This is a messenger RNA of Nezara viridula (southern green stink bug), 315 nucleotides long. The record is from the annotation of a GenBank genome assembly. Lineage: Eukaryota; Metazoa; Arthropoda; Insecta; Hemiptera; Pentatomidae.
AUGGGAUUUGGUUUAAGGGGAAUUGGAUUUGGAUUAAGGGGAUGGGAUUUGGUUGGGGGGUUGGGGGGGUUUGGGUUUGUGGGGGGAUUACCUCAACAUCAACCAUUACCUGCUCAUAUGAUACCAUUCUCUCCGCUACUAUAUCAGUAUCAAUUUGCAAUGGCUCAAGCGGCUGGAGGAAAAGUUCCGGUUGCUGCAGCUGCUGCAAAUAUUGUUGAAUUACAGCGACAAGCUGCUGAUAUUCAAAGACAAUAUUUAUUAGAUAUGAUUCCUUCGCCUAACACAAGACAUAGUAUGAAUAAUUGGAAAACAUGA